AUGGCAUCCGAAACCCUCCCCAAGCCUUCGGGAACCCUCCGAAGGGUUCGCUGGAAGCCUUACUGCUCCUUCGGCCGUCCAGGCAAAACCAGUCUGCCCCGUCGAAGUUCCCAAUUCUCUUUCGCGGCACCAAUUGCAAGCGCUGAUCCUGUCUCUUCCGGGGACGGGGCGGGGGUUUUCCCGCGCUCGCCACCGCCUCUCGCCCAGUCCGACCAGUUCGUCAAGAAGGCAGUGGUUGAGGGGCUUGCCUUACUUGACUUGGGCGUGUCUCCCUAUUCUGGAGAUGUCUUUCAUGAAACUCCACUAAUAAUAUAUCUGUUUCACUUCCUGGUUGAUUAUGCUGAACUAGUAUUUAUGAUAACAGACAUGCUGACUGCUGUAGCCCUCUAUUUGGCCAUUCAGGACUACAACAAAGUGCUGUUUAAAAAGCAAAAGCUACUAAUAGAAUUGAAUAAAUAUGCACCUGAUGCAACUGAACUUAUCCAGACUCCCAUGGAAAUGUACUAUAUUCCUCUCAAGGUAGCACUGUUUUAUCUUUUAAAUCCAUACACUGUGAUGUCUUGUGUUGCAAAGUCCACUUGUGCUAUCAACAAUGCUGUAAUUGCAUUCUUCAUUUUGGCAACAAUAAAAGGUAGUGCCUUCCUAAGUGCCAUAUUUCUCGCUGUAGCAACGUACCAAUCCUUGUACCCACUCACUUUGUUUGCACCAGCCCUUCUGUAUUUAUUACAGCGGCAGUUCAUACCAGUGAAAAUGAAAAACAAAGACUUCUGGCUCUAUACCAUACAGUAUACAGGACUGUAUUUGGGAAGUCUGAUUGUAAUUAUUUGCCUGUCAUUCUUCCUUCUCAACUCUUGGGAUUUUAUUCCAUCUGUUUAUGGUUUCAUACUUUCUGUUCCAGACCUGACUCCCAAUGUUGGCCUCUUUUGGUACUUUUUUGCUGAAAUGUUUGAGCACUUCAGCCUCUUUUUUGUAUGCGUAUUUCAGAUCAAUGUCUUCUUCUACACCAUUCCCCUGGCAGUGAAACUAAAGGAGCACCCCAUGUUCUUCAUGUUUGUUCAGCUUGCCAUCAUUUCCAUCUUCAAGUCCUAUCCAACUGUAGGAGAUAUUGCCCUCUACAUGGCUUUCCUUCCACUCUGGAGCCACCUCUAUCAAUUCCUACGGAACGUCUUCAUCCUUUCCUGUGUACUCAUUGUCUGUUCCCUGCUCUUCCCUGUUUUAUGGCAUCUCUGGAUUUACGCAGGAAGCGCAAACUCAAAUUUCUAUUAUGCCAUCACGUUGACAUUCAACGUAGGACAGAUCUUACUCAUCUCAGAUUAUUUCUAUGCAUAUCUACAGAGGGAAUACUACCUCACUCAUGGGAUCUUCUUAAUAAGAAAAGACAGGACAGACCCCAUGCUGGUUCUCAAAUAAAGCUGAUUUAAGAAACAGAUUCCUUUGAGAAACAGACAACAUUUGAAUGGGUAGGUCUGAUUUUUAGGAAGAUUUUUUUUUUUUUUUUU
Messenger RNA from Anolis sagrei ordinatus, 1499 nucleotides. NCBI's taxonomy places the organism in Eukaryota, Metazoa, Chordata, Lepidosauria, Squamata, Anolidae. The record is from RefSeq and is a predicted model, not a curated record.